UUCUUGUGGCUUUUUCAAGAAGUUUUUCUUAUUUUCCUCGUACUUGAAAAGAAUAAUCACGAUGUUCAUGAACAAAAUACAUGUUUAUUUUGUUGUUUCUUUUUUCUUUCUUGCAAUUUUCACAACGAUCUUCAGCCCUAUUACUGCCUCACGCAAUAUAAAUAUUCCUCAGGAGGCAAUUGGACAAAGGACAGUGUCUCAAGACAAAUCAGAGGUCUCUGUCGUCACAUCAAGGAGCCUUCUUGAUGGCCUCGGGUCCCAUCCUCCGAGUUGCAUUGGAAAGUGUGGGACGUGUACUCCAUGUGAACCAAUCCUAGUGACUAUACCACCAGUGUCUGCACCAACAAUGUCUGCACCUCUAAGAACAAUAGUCAUGAUAGAGUAUUACCCACAAGCGUGGAGAUGCACGUGUGGGGGCAAGUUAUAUCCACCACUAUUUUAAUUUCUGAAAAACUAAUACACUCUAUGAUAAUAUUUAAUGAUCACUAUAUCCAAUGUAUUUUUGUCAUCUUAAUUUAAAAAAUAAUAAAAGA
Cicer arietinum (chickpea) is the source of this 533-nucleotide messenger RNA. The record is from RefSeq and is a predicted model, not a curated record. NCBI's taxonomy places the organism in Eukaryota, Viridiplantae, Streptophyta, Magnoliopsida, Fabales, Fabaceae.